Molecule: messenger RNA, 3531 nt
Organism: Syngnathoides biaculeatus (alligator pipefish)
Lineage: Eukaryota; Metazoa; Chordata; Actinopteri; Syngnathiformes; Syngnathidae
Gene: dlgap2a
Product: discs, large (Drosophila) homolog-associated protein 2a
Exons: 13
Coding region: 126-3287 (1053 amino acids)
Biological process (GO): signaling
Cellular component (GO): postsynaptic specialization; glutamatergic synapse
Molecular function (GO): molecular adaptor activity
Source: RefSeq, a predicted model, not a curated record
AAAUAAUUGAUUGGAAUUUAAGAAGCAACAUCACAAGAAGGCUGAGUGGGGUUUGACGGACCCUCCAAACUUGGCUGAGGAUUGCAACAUGUAAACGGACUUUGCAGAAAGAGGAUCUACCUAGAAUGCCAGCUUUUAAGAAGGUGCUACCAGGUAUUCUUCAGAAGCAUUGCUGUAUCUUCCUAAACAGGAACAUAGACCGGCAGUAUCCAUGGUCAACCUCUCCGUACGUCAAUGAGGAAAUCUACUCCUCUCCACGCAAAAACAUGAAGGGUCUCUCUGGUGGCCGUCCCUCCCACCUCCAACUCACCUCUCCCACCUCAGCCCACACAUGUGGCUUUGUGGAUGUUGACCAUUCCCUGGAGCAUCAUCUCCACCAUGGAGAUUCACGCCCCCCCUCCUACCUCCUCAGUCCCACUGAGAGCGGUCCGCUUGAAGGUUGCCAUCGCUUCUCCCCGAGGAGUUCCAUCCACUCGGAGUGCAUGGCGAUACCAGUGUCCAUGGCUGCUACGGACCACUCCGUCGCAUGUAGCACUUUUCCACGCAUGCAUUAUGGAAGCGCUUCGCGGGACAGCGGAGGCAACACCUCUAGCGGCAGAAACGACAGUUGCUCUUCCUCGCACGGCGGCAGCGGCAAAAUGAACCGAAUCCCAGCAAAUCUGCUCGACCAAUUUGAGAAGCAGAUGCCGCUUCACCGGGAUGGCUUUCACACGUUGCAGUACCAACGCACAUCCACCACCACAACAACUACAGAGCAGCGCAAUGAAAGCCCCGGAAGGAUACGACACCUAGUUCACUCGGUGCAGAGGUUAUUCACAAAAUCACACUCUCUGGAAGGUUCUUCCAAGAUGAACGGUACCAAAAGCGAUUCCCACCGAGAUGGCUCGCACCAUCAUCAUCACCACCAAGGCCACCACAAACACAACAAGCGCAGCAAGAGCAAAGAUCGCAAAGGUGAAGGCAGCGGGCGGCAGCGUUCGGGAGGUUGGUGGAGUUCAGACGACAACCUGGACAGUGACAGCACGUACCGACCACCGAGUGUCAUGUCACGACACCCCGUGGACCAAAUUAGUCACUGCUACCCUGACUCUGUGCACAGCCACUUAGUGGGAGACCUGUCGCUCAAGACUUCAAAAAGUAACAAUGAUGUCAAGUGCUCAGCCUGUGAGGGCAUAGGUAUGGCACCAGAAGGGAAAUUCAUGAAGAGGAGUUCCUGGUCCACGUUAACAGUCAGCCAAGCCAAAGAGGCCUACAGAAAGUCUUCACUCAAUCUGGAGAAACCAAUGACGCCUACAGACCUCAAGCCCAACCUCAGGCCAUGUCACUAUCUUCAGGUGCCCCAGGAUGAGUGGGGGGGAUAUCCCGGAGGCGAUAAGGAUGACGAGAUCCCUUGUCGUCGGAUGCGCAGCAGCAGCUACGUCAAAGCCAUGGGGGACGAGGACAGCGGCGAGUCGGAUUCAAGCCCCAAGACAUCGCCCCAAAAGUUGGUGCGACCAGACGCCCUAGUAAAGGCCGUCAUCAGGCCCAGAGAGCUGUUGGACUCUCACAGUCAGAGCUACCACUUCCAAACAGCCAUGCAUCCGAGCAUUGCCCUGGACACGUCUGCACACUACAACUCUCCCAAGUUUCGCUCAAGGAAUCAGAGCUACAUGCGGGCAGUUAGCACCCUCAGCCAGGCCAGCUGUGUUAGCCAAGUGAGCCAGGUGAGCGAAACGGAAAUAAAUGGCCAAUUUGAAUCAGUCUGUGAGUCUGUGUUCAGCGAGCUGGAAUCCCAGGCAAUGGAUGCGUUGGAUUUACCUGGCUGUUUUCGAACCCGGAGUCACAGCUACCUGCGAGCCAUCCAAGCCGGCUACUCUCAAGAUGACGACUGCGUCCCUCCCAUGGCGUCCACUGUCACCUCCACCAUCAGAUCCACCACAGCCAUUACCUACACACCAAGCUACAAGAAUCCUCCUCCACCCGUCCCACCCCGCAGCACCUCCAAACCCCUCAUUUCCAUCACAGCCCAAAGUAGCACAGAGUCCACCCAAGAUGCUUACCACGAGGGGAGGCACCUCCACGGCGGGAUGUGGGGCCCAGACGGUCUGACCCUGGGACUGAGCCCUGGCAGGGUCCUUUAUAAUUCAGUUGAAAGCCUGGACAGCGCCAAAGCCGCAACGCUGGCCAUGGAGGCGGCCGGGAUCAUGGCUGGAAAAAGACACCCGUCCACAGACAGCCACAGCUCAGUCCUCACCUGUGACAAGGCCAUCCUUGUGUCGAAGGCUGAGGAGUACCUAAAGACACCCCGAUCCUCCAUAGGAAUCCAGGUGGAGGCUGCAACCGACUCCGAAUCUGAAAGCAAAGGCUCCAGGGAAUACCAUUCUGUUGGGAUCCAGGUGGAGGAUGACAAGAAAGGGAAAGGCCGAUUCAAGCGCUCCAACAGCGUGACUACAGCCGUGCAGGCUGACAUGGAGUUGGAGGGCUUCCCCACCAUGGAGGACAAAGGCCUGCAGUUCGGCGGGGGCUUCCAACGUCACUCAGAGCCCAGUACGCCCACCCAGUAUGGAGCCGUACGAACCGUUCGUACCCAGGGGCUUUUCAGCUACCGCGAGGACUACCGGACCCCAGCUGAGCCCCCCAGUCCCAGAGAGACCACGAGUGAACCCACGUGGCAGUUGGAGCCCCCGCCCCCACAAGAAAAUGCAGUCGCAUCCAUUGAGUCGGGGCGUAGCUCCCCUUCUCUGAGGAGAGACGGGAGCUGGUUCAUGCAGCUGCUCCAUACUGAGACCAAGAGGAUAGAAGGCUGGUGUAAAGAGAUGGAGGCCGAAGCUGAAGAAAAUGACUUGUCAGAGGAGAUCUUAGGGAAAAUCCGAAGCGCUGUGGGGAGCGGUCAGCUGUUAAUGUCACAGAAAUUCCAGCAGUUCUAUUGGCUCUGUCAGCAAAAUCUAGACCCCAGCGCUAUGCCACGGCCCACGUCGCAGGACCUGGCUGGGUUCUGGGAUCUGCUGCAGCUCUCGGUUGAUGACGUCACCUUGAAGUUUGACCAGCUUCACCAGAUUAAAGGCAACAACUGGAGAACAAUAGAAAGUCCAGAGAAGAAGCCUCCAGCUCCAGUCCCAAAGAAGACAAGUCGACAGAAGAGUCUGGUGACGAGAGAGAAAUCCUUGGACCUCCCCGACAGGCACCGGCAGGAGGCUCGUCGACGCCUCAUGGCAGCCAAGCGGGCGGCCUCCUUCCGGCAGAACUCUGCCUCGGAGCGAGCGGACAGCAUUGAGAUCUAUAUUCCCGAGGCUCAGACUCGACUUUGAGAACUUGGGUUCAGGGGAAACUUGUCUCCCUGUUCACUUAGCCUUUUUUUCUAGACUUCUAAUCUCUCUUUAUUAAUUUAUUUAUUUAUGUGUGUCAUCUCCACUGUCGUGCCAUCCUCAGUGCCCCUCGCCAACGCCAUCGGCCUCUAGGAUGCGCCACUUGUCUUGUAUUUAUCAGAGUUGUAUAUCGGCCACAGGUUGACUAGUUUUCUUGCACACUCAUCCAGCAUCUUGCAUGUUUUUU